AUGUCCCGCGCCACUGCCACCCAAGAUUCGCUCGCAUCGGCCAUCGAGUCGCUGCUCGCCUCUCUACCCGCCUCGCUCGACUCGCUGGCACCGAUCGAGCCCACGCCCCAGCUGCCCACCACCGAAGCCGAGGUAGCGGCCCUCAUCGACCACACGCUGCUUGCACCCAAUGCCACACUCGAGCAGAUCGCUGCCGUCUGCGACGAAGCCAAGCAGUACCGCACUGCCACCGUCUGCGUCAACUCGUCCAUGAUCCCCUACGUCUCGCAACACCUCGCCGGCACCUCGGUGAAGCCUAUCUCGGUGGUCGGCUUCCCCUUUGGCUCGUCCAACACACCCUCCAAGGUGCUCGAGGCCCGCUUGGCCUGCGAGCAGGGCGCGCGCGAGAUCGACAUGGUCAACAACAUCGGUCUUCUCCGAUCGCAGGAAUACCUCCAAGUCUACACAGACAUCCACGCCGUUGCAGAGGAAUGCCGCUCACACAACGCCAGGCUCAAGGUGAUUUUGGAGACGGGGAUGCUGUCCAAACCCGAGAUUGCAGCUGCGAGCUAUCUGGCUUGUUUGGCGGGGGCAGAAUUUGUCAAGACCAGCACGGGGUACGGUGGGCCCGGCGCGACCAAGGAGGAUGUGCGACUGAUGUACGAGGUGGCUAAGCGCAAGGAUCUCGGUUGGAAUGGCGAUGACAAGGAGGUCAAGGCAAGCGGUGGGAUUCGAAGUCUGGAGACGGUGCAUGUUAUGGUCAAGAAUGGAGCGACCCGGGUCGGUGCCAGUGGUACCAAGGCCAUCGUCGAGCAGAUCAGGAGCGGUGCGGCUGCUGCGCCUGCUGCUGCUGGCUCGAACUACUAG
Molecule: messenger RNA, 846 nt
Organism: Sporisorium graminicola
Lineage: Eukaryota; Fungi; Basidiomycota; Ustilaginomycetes; Ustilaginales; Ustilaginaceae
Exons: 1
Coding region: 1-846 (281 amino acids)
Biological process (GO): carbohydrate catabolic process; deoxyribonucleotide catabolic process
Cellular component (GO): cytoplasm
Molecular function (GO): deoxyribose-phosphate aldolase activity
Source: RefSeq, a predicted model, not a curated record